This is a messenger RNA of Scophthalmus maximus (turbot), 3007 nucleotides long. It is a transcript of the gene ggt1a, whose product is annotated as gamma-glutamyltransferase 1a. NCBI's taxonomy places the organism in Eukaryota, Metazoa, Chordata, Actinopteri, Pleuronectiformes, Scophthalmidae. Gene Ontology annotation, cellular component: plasma membrane. The transcript has 12 exons. Bases 374 to 2098 code for a protein of 574 amino acids. Gene Ontology annotation, biological process: regulation of inflammatory response; regulation of immune system process; glutathione catabolic process. The record is from RefSeq and is a predicted model, not a curated record. Gene Ontology annotation, molecular function: glutathione gamma-glutamate hydrolase.
UCAGGUGUGAUGCGUUUUUUUUUCUGUUGCUAUUGUAGAUGUUUAAAGAUCCAGAAAGCUUUGCUCAGCAACAUUACAAUAUGACGCCACAGCUAAGUAAAACCGAAGAUGACACAUCAUGUAUUGACACUAGUGUGGCACACACUGAGAGUUAGUGGACUGGCCGACUCCCUUCUUCUGUCUUUUUUAUGUCCUAUAUUGUACAUCUAUCUGUUAAAAAAAACUAAAGGUGAGUGAACCCUCUGCUCUCGCUGCUUAAAUGAUUGUAGUUGUUAAGGCUACCACGAUGAUGUCUGAACGAGACAACACUUAUGUUUGAGCCGAGGGGAUUUUGUCUAAUUUUGAGGUGUGUUGAUUAUCCCGGGACAGGAAAAUGGUUGGGAAGCCUGUGAUUGCUGGCCUGGUGGUCCUGCUAGUGGCUGCAGUGAGCCUGUUCCUCGGGGUCUUCAUGGGUAUGGGGAAGAAAAACACGCUGCCCCCCUCCGACCACUUCUACUCAAAGGCUGCUGUGGCUGCUGAUGCUGGAAAGUGUUCAGAAGUGGGGAGAGACAUUUUGAAGAAAAACGGAUCAGCCGUGGAUGCUUCCAUCGCUGCCUUGCUAUGUGUCGGUCUUUUGAACGCUCACAGCAUGGGAAUAGGAGGGGGGCUCUACUUUGUCAUCUAUAAUGCUUCCACAGGGAAGGUGGAAACAAUUGAUGCAAGAGAGACUGCACCCAUGAACGCCACUGAAGACAUGUUUGGCAACAACACCAAGCUUUCCCGUGCAGGUGGAUUAUCCAUAGCCAUUCCUGGGGAGAUCCGUGGCUACGAGAUGGCACACAAGAGGCAUGGCAGGCUGCCAUGGAAGGAGCUGUUUGAGCCCAGCAUUACCUUGGCUCGCCAUGGCUUUCCUAUAGGAAAAGCUUUGGCUCAUGCCAUCUUCAAGAGCAAAGAUUCAAUUCAAGGGAAUGCCAACAUGUGUGAGGUGUUUUGUGAUUCCCAAAAAAACAUCUUGAAGGAAAACGAUAUAGUCAGAUUUCCAAAGUUGGCCGACACAUACCAAAGAAUAGCAGAAGACGGGCCUGAUGUGUUUUAUAAUGGCUCAAUGGCACGGAGUAUCGUGGAAGACAUCCAGGGAGCAGGUGGUAUUAUCACCCUAGAGGAUUUGUUGGAGUACCAGCCUGUGCUGAAUGAGAACCCUCUGAAACUGAAUGUUGGGGAAUACACCAUGCACGUCCCAGACGCCCCCUCCAGUGGCCCUGUGCUGGCACUCAUACUCAACAUAGUGGACGGGUACAACUUCACAGACACCAGUGUCUCCACAGCAGAGGAAAAGACUCUGACUUACCAUCGCAUUGUAGAGGCUUUUCGUUUCGCUUAUGCCAAGAGGAGCAGACUUGGAGACCCACGUUAUCUCAAUAUUACUGAUCUCAUCCACAACAUGACCUCAGACUACUUUGCUGAUGGCAUAAGAAGUAAAAUUACAGAUGACACCACUCACCCAGACAGCUACUACGAGCCAGACUAUUUUGUCCCAGACAACCAUGGGACAGCUCACCUGUCAGUCAUAGCUGAGGAUGGCAGCGCCGUGGCCGCCACCAGCACCAUUAAUCUAUAUUUUGGCUCCAAAGUCAUGUCUCGAUCGACUGGAAUAAUUUUCAAUGACGAGAUGGAUGACUUCAGCUCUCCCUACAUAACAAAUGGGUUUGGAAUCCCUCCCUCCCCCAACAACUUCAUCCAACCAGGCAAGAGGCCGCUGUCUUCCAUGUGUCCCACUAUCAUCUUUGACAAAGAAAACAGAGUGAAAAUGGUUGUAGGAGCGUCCGGGGGCACAAAAAUCACCACAGCCACUGCCUUAGUAAUCCUGAACUCCUUGUUCUUUAACUACGACCUAAAGAAAGCUGUGACAGAGCCGCGAGUCCACAAUCAGCUCAACCCAAACAUGACGGUGGUGGAGCAGGGCUUCGAAAAGACUGUGCUGGAGGGUCUGGCCCAGAAGAACCAUGUAACACAACUGCUGAGGACUCCAGACUCCGUUGUCCAGGCGGUGGUGCGGCAGGGAGAGCGUCUCUGUGCAGAAUCUGACCCCAGGAAAGGAGGCUAUCCAGCGGGAUACUGAAUGCGACUUCAAGUCUUCCUCUGUCUGUCUGGACUGUCUCCUCAAAGAUACAGAGCCACAAUACACACAAGGUGUCCACACUAAAGACUAAAACAAAUGUUUAAGCUACAGAGACACAGUCACCAAUCCUUCUCUGAGAUGAAUUUCUUUUACUCAAACAUGGAAAGUGAUUCCAUUUCAAUACCUCUUUUACUCAAACUCAACUUUUCAGCAUCAUUUUUUAUUUUUGUGUUUUGAAGUAAGACAAGAGGUUGCACCUAGUUUGAAUCCUGUAUCAUCACUAAUGGAUACUGGUCAGGGAGGUGUUUUGGAGAACACACCUGUUUCUAUAUUAUAAACCUAUUUUUUGUAUUACACAGUAUAAAAACAAGUAAGUCCCAAAUAACGUAAAUUAUACUGUCAUCAGUAGAAAUGUUCAAUGGUUUCAUCACUAUGUUUAAGGUAACAAUGUGGUUAUAGAUUGUCCAUGUGCUAUUUACAUUAAUUUAAUUGUCUAAGGAAAGUAGAAAAACUAUGUCAAUAAUUGGGCAAUUUGUAUUGAAAAAAGGGCUAGGGGUUGUUUUAAUGUCAAACUGGUGAAAAACCAUCAAUUAAAAACUACCCCUACAAGAAUUCAUUAAUUAAAAAAAUGAGGACACCAGAGGUCGUUUGCCUGUUUUACCAAAAUAUCUACCUACAUCUUUCUCCUGAUGUGAGCUGAUCAUGAAACCAACAUUAUUUAGCAGAGCCUGACAAUGUUGUUGUCUACGUCACAAGUAUAGUGAAACUUACUUUUUGAAUUGUAAAUGUUUAAUAUCGAGUAGUGGUUCAGUGAAUGUAUAGUGUAUUCUGAAAAAAUACAUUUGCAGAUAUAUUUUUCUAAACAUGCAUUGUUCUCAUGCCAUGUUUGUUGCCAUGCUUGUUAUUAAA